This is a messenger RNA of Silurus meridionalis, 1649 nucleotides long. Its product is annotated as ALK and LTK ligand 2-like. Lineage: Eukaryota; Metazoa; Chordata; Actinopteri; Siluriformes; Siluridae. Gene Ontology annotation, molecular function: receptor tyrosine kinase binding; receptor signaling protein tyrosine kinase activator activity. The transcript is spliced from 6 exons. The record is from RefSeq and is a predicted model, not a curated record. Bases 558 to 1016 code for a protein of 152 amino acids. Gene Ontology annotation, biological process: positive regulation of ERK1 and ERK2 cascade; positive regulation of ERK5 cascade.
UGUGAUCAGGACUCUGUGGAUCUGGCUGGAUGAGGAGCUUCUGUGGCCUCAUCAGUAAAUACAUCAUUAAUUAAUUACAUCAUCAAUACGGGUCACAUCACUUCCAGGCAUGGAUCAUCUGUAACCCUAGACAUCAGAGUUGGACAGAAAACCCGGUUUAAUGACCCUGUUGGAAGAAUUCCUGCUUUUUUGAGUCAGAAAGAACUUCGGUAGGAAAGUGUUCCCGGUAAACGCUGCUCUCGUGUAACACCGUGAGACAACUCGUUUCUGAUGAAUUGCCCCACGUGUGCGCGCGGAGGAGCGAUUCCCACGCGCGCCUAUAAUAACGCGCCGCGCGUGGACGAAGCGCACUCGGCCGCCGGCACGCGCUGAACAACAAACACGGAACGGAACCGACAAGCGGCGUUAACACGGAAACACCGGACUGGGAGGACAAAACAAAACAAAACAAAACAUUUUCUUUCGUUAUUCAGUCUGAGAUUAAACCCGCAGGAAAACACCGCUCGAGACUCAGGUGUGUGUGUGUAUUUGUGGUCGUCGGUCCUUGCUCUUCAACGAUGCGCGCGCUGCGAAUCAUGUUGGUCGUCGUGGGGCUUGCGCUGUGCGCGUGCGCCGCCGCGCGCGAGAGCGCGGACGCGGGUGCGCGGGCGGACCCGGACCCGGACGUCGCGCGGAGCUACCGCAGCCUGUUCACGCGCAUCCUGGAGAUGGUGCAGAGCGGCGAGGACGGCGCGGGCGCGGAGCUCGCGCAGGACACCGCCGAGAAGGAGAGCAAACAUCGUCGGCUGCAGACGAAGAGCGGGGAUCAGAUCCUGGAAAUCUUCCCUAGGGAUCUCAGAAAGAAGGAGAAGUUUAUAAAGAAUUUAACAGGGCCACUGUACUUCAGCCCGAAGUGCAGGAAACAUGUCUACAGGCUUUACCACAACACCAGAGACUGCACCCUACCUGCAUAUUAUAGAAGAUGUGCACGGCUUCUUAUCAGGCUAGCCGGGAGUCCGCGAUGCCUCGAGAGCUAACUGUGACCAGGUUCGAAAUCAUUGGAGGAAGGAAACAAAAAAAAAUCUCUUAAGUGCUCUUUGGACAAGAUAAAGCCCCGUCGUUCACGGCGUCCACAUGGGACCGACAGCUGAACAGUAGAACGGAGCAUGUCAUUAGAGCAAAAACGGACGUAUUCAUCGUUACCUUGUCUGAGACUCAAACUCGACGGGAGCUGCAUCAAAAAGCUUUGGACUCGUAGGAUCUGAUGGAACGCUUUGUUCCAAGACAAACGGAUCGCCUUGGCUAUGUAUUUUGUCCUGAUAUGAUGAUGACGCUUUCACGCUCAUUAUUCCGUCCAUCAGUGACUAUCGUUUGGAGGUCCUUAACCUCCAACUUAUUUUCAUCGUAUGCUUAUUUCUCGCAGCACAUGUCUGUGAAACGAUCGGAUGAUUUCUGACCUGAAUGUGUGUGUGUGUGUGUGUGUGUGGAAUAGGAAAUAUAGUCCAUAUAUUUUGAUGUACAUGACGUAUGGAGGUUUCAAAAAUCCCAAUGUAAAUACUGUACAUAAAGGAGAUGUCAAAUCCCUGGAACGAGCAUAAGGCUAUAGUGAAGUGUUGGGAUACAGAUAAAUAUUUAAGAGAAAUAUAUUUAAAUAAAUUAUAUGAUUGUUA